AUGUCCAAGGAUCUCCCACAUGUCCGCAACCAUGUUGCGGAUACACUCGCCAUCAGCUCAUCUACUACUGCAUACGGCCCAUCUCACAUCCACUCUCGCCUCAAUGUCGAACAGCAGCUCAUCGACACUGAGACAGCCAAAGGCUCACCUGACGUGGCUCUUGCAGCAACUAAAGUUGGUUCCUCCACCCAACCUUCAUGCGGCAACUGUGGCAGGACUGGCCACGUUAUCAAGGAUUGUUUUGGCAAGGGUGGUGCCAUGGAAGGUAAAUGUGACCAGGUACUUGAGCGCAAGCAUGCUGGCAGAAGCACCUCAAAGCCUGCUGCCACAGGAAAGCCUGGAGGUCUACACUAUGAUACCGGGGGGAGAGCUUAUCUCCUUGACAGCGAGACGCAUGAAGCAAUUUACGUAGCGAGUGCCCAGAAGCCCCCAACUGAGACAAACAUGGCGACCCAAGAAUUUGCAGGGCUGGCUAGUGACACCCUCACACCAGCAUUCAUCCGUGAGAUCUCUGCAUCAGAUGAGGAUAAGUAUACUACCCUCCUGGCUGCUGUAGACCCUCUGCAAACUAGUCUUGACUGGUGCCACUGCUCACGCUCCGUUGAUUUUGCCGGCAUCACUUACAAACCCCCAAACCAACAUACCCGCACUAUAGUCGACCCCUCCAUCAUACCAUUCUUCCUCAAUAGUGGCGCCUCUGUUCAUAUUAGUAACUCCAAGGCAGACUUCUACAGCCUGCGCCCUGUCCCACCUCGCACUGUCAAUGGCGUGGGAGGAUCAUCCAUCCAGGCUGUGGGUGUUGGUACCAUACACCUCAUCAUC
Molecule: messenger RNA, 822 nt
Organism: Suillus bovinus
Lineage: Eukaryota; Fungi; Basidiomycota; Agaricomycetes; Boletales; Suillaceae
Exons: 2
Molecular function (GO): zinc ion binding; nucleic acid binding
Source: RefSeq, a predicted model, not a curated record